Messenger RNA from Prorocentrum cordatum, 510 nucleotides. The record is from the annotation of a GenBank genome assembly. Lineage: Eukaryota; Dinophyceae; Prorocentrales; Prorocentraceae.
AUGCUUUCCUGUUCAUUGACAGUGCAUUGCUUCGUCCUCACAUGUAUGGCGGUUAGUGGGACACGUGUGUCAACAGAUCUAGGUAUCAGAGACGCCGUAAAGUGGGGAAAGUCAAAAUCGACACACGAGAUGGUCAUUGACGCUGUCAAGCGAGCUUGCAUCGAAGACUUCGGAAGGGAGUACGAGAACAUGUUGAGGUCUGAGCGUCCAGAUCUCCUCCCGACUGAUUCUCGUGAAGUGUUAUUCGACCUACUCGGGCAGCGAUGGGCCCUCGAGGAUGCGGUUGCUGUGGAUCCCGGCAACAAGACGCUCAAGGAAGAGUUAGGUGUCGCAAAGGCAAUGAUUAAGAACAGGCUGUUUUCCGUGACUUACGUCGGCCACAUGUGCGGGAAAUAUUUGAAGCAGCCCAGGGAAGAUGUGGUCAGGGAUUGUGUGCUUGGUCACGUCGAGAAUGCCACGACCGUGAAGCGGAGCAGCAUGGUUGGUGGAUUUCCCUACGUUGACGCUUGA